Molecule: messenger RNA, 984 nt
Organism: Sordaria macrospora k-hell
Lineage: Eukaryota; Fungi; Ascomycota; Sordariomycetes; Sordariales; Sordariaceae
Biological process (GO): nucleosome assembly
Cellular component (GO): nucleus; chromatin
Molecular function (GO): histone binding; chromatin binding
Source: RefSeq, a predicted model, not a curated record
AUGGCUUCCCCGGCAGAAACCUCCGUCACUUACGAGGAAUUGCGCGACCUCGAGAUCGAGUUCGAGGAUGUCGAGACUGAGAUCAUCCGCCAGCAGGUCCAGCUGUCCCGGCCCCUCUACGAGAAGCGCGAGAAGGUCGUAGCCCAGAUCCCCAACUUCUGGCCCUUGGUUUUCGAGCAGGCGCCCCAAGACAUUGACGAGUACAUCCAACCUCAAGACUCCGCUCUCUUGCUCUCAACCCUCAUCUCUUUCUCCGUCUCCCACUUCGAAAUCGAAAAUGGUGGCUCCGGGGACCCCCGUAGCGUCCUCUUCCGCUUCGAAUUCGCCGAGAACGAGUACUUCGAGGACAAGGUGUUGGAGAAGAAGUUCUGGUCGCGCAGAAGCAAGGGCGGCUGGACAGGAUUGGUCAGCGAGCCGGUGAACAUCAAGUGGAAGAAGGGCAAGGACCUUACGAGUGGCCUGCUCGGCUUAGUCAACGCCGUCUGGGAAGAGGAGAAGGUUGAUGGCAAGCAUUGGUCGACCGUCAAAAGCGAGAACUUCACGGACAAGCAAAAGGAGCUCAAGGACCAGAUCGAAAAGAUUGGGCUCGGAGGCCUCAGCUUCUUUGCCUGGUUCGGCUACAGGGGCAGGAGAGUCUCUGCCAAGGAGAGCGAGCUUGCCAUUGAGCAACUCAAAGCAAAGCGACAAGCCAGAAAGGCUGCCACAGAGGAUGGUAAGAGCCAGAAGGAGGAAGACGAGGAAGACGACGAGGAAGAUGAGGAGGAGGAGGAUGAGAUCGAGUUGGAGAUUUUCCCGGAUGGCGAUAGCCUCGCGCUUGCCCUCUCAGACGACCUGUGGCCCGGUGCUAUCAAGUACUUCACCCAAGCGCAAGAACAGGAGUUGGCGAGCGACGAUGACUUUGAAGAUGACGACGACGAUGAUGCUGAAGAGGAGGAUGAGGACGACGAUGCCGACGCCAGGCCGGCCAAGAAGCGCAAGGCGUAA